This is a messenger RNA of Aspergillus vadensis CBS 113365, 1887 nucleotides long. RefSeq names its product glycosyltransferase family 90 protein. The record is from RefSeq and is a predicted model, not a curated record. Bases 1 to 1887 code for a protein of 628 amino acids. Lineage: Eukaryota; Fungi; Ascomycota; Eurotiomycetes; Eurotiales; Aspergillaceae. The transcript has 2 exons.
AUGUUGGCAGCGACGGUCGUGGCGGAAAUAAUUAUAUUCGGUUAUUCCUGGGGACAUCCCCUUGGCAUUCUUGCUUUAGGCGCAUUGAAGACCUUUGCUUAUUUCUUCACAAUUCAGACAGUAUACCAUUCUUCUUGGAGUGCAGCUAUAUUGAUCGAAAUAUUCAGCAUUCUGGUCGCUAAUAGCCCGUUCAACCAGUCGUCGGACCUCAAAGCGUUUUCAAACGUUGUCGCCUCAUUACUAGUACUUGCACAACUUACCCAAGUGCUUCCAAGUUUAAAGGGUCGAUGGAUUGUGUGGACAUUUAGUCUCGCAGCGAUAAUCCCGUAUAUCGCAAACAUAUGGACCAUAUAUGUCUCAAACAACACAAUAGUCGAAAAUCACCCCAUCGCAACAUUGAUGGAUAAAGCCAGACUUGACUUCGAAGAAACUAUCCAUAAACAAUCCCGCACAUACGCAGCUGCAUGCGAGGAGUAUCGCCGACGUUACGAGAUCGAGCCACCACCUGGAUUCGAGGAUUGGUUCCAAUAUGCGUCUGCUCAUCAGUCGCCGAUAAUUGACGAUUACGAUGCUAUAUACGACAGUAUACUACCGUUAUUGAAGCUAAGCGGGAAAGAGAUUAAUGAGAACAUUGUAAAUGCGCGAAAUCUGCCCAGUAACGACCUUUGGACCUGUACGUUUUCCGGCAGUUCACGCAAAACAAAAUGCUCGCAUGAUUUCCGCGUGCUUGAUCGGGAUGUUCAACAUACAUUUGACACCUUACUCGAGAAUAUACCCGUUACUCUCCCUGACGUUACCUUUAUGGUCAACCAUCUCGAUGAGCCAAGAGUGAUACCCCCACCACCAAACAAUAUCCAUACCAGUCCGAGCAUAAAGGACCAGUCCAGGCAAUCAACAUGGGACACAAUAUCAGCUCCCUGCACCUACCAACCCAACAGUACCCAGACUCAAGACCACCAACCCCCAGCCCAAACCCCCAACCUCCCAUUCAUCACCGAUCCAACACAAUCGAAAAACCUCUGCCUCCACCCAGGAUACAGCACAAAGCACGGCAUAUUCCUUAGCCCAACCUCCUUCCGCCCCAUAACAGGCCUCCUCCCCAUCCUCUCCACAGGCUCCCUCUCCACCAUGACCGACAUCCUCUACCCCAGUCCGGCCUACUUAGCACCGGACUUCCAAUACACCUCCGAAAAGGACAUACCAUGGCAUCAAAAACAAAACACCCUCUAUUGGGCCGGUUCUACCACCGGCGCCUUCGCCACAACCACCAACGAUUGGCACAACUUCCACCGCCAACGCUUCGUCAGCCUAGUCACAAACCCUUCACACCACCACAACAGCUACACCUACCUCCACCAAACCUCAACCUCAAUCUCCACACAAAAAUCCACUUUCCUCAACACCCGCCUCUACACCAUCUCAUUCACCCGCAUCUUCAACUGCUCACCCGCCUCCUGCCGCGCCCAACGCCGCUUCUUCCACCCGCACGCCUGGGUCGAUAAAGACCAGGGCCUACAAUCGAAGCUGAUAUUCGACCUAGAUGGGAAUGGUAUCAGCGGGAGGUUUUAUAGUCUGUUAGCGUCGAAUUCUGCACCCCUGAAACAGACCCUGUUUAGGGAGUGGCAUGACAAGAGACUGUGGCCGUGGGUGCAUUACAUCCCGGUUAGUUUGGGGAUGGAGGAGGUACCGGAGGUGGUGAGGUAUUUUACGUCGAGUAGGGAGGGGAGGGAGAGGGCAGGGGAGAUUGCGAGGAAUGGGAAGGAGUGGUUUGGGAGGGCUUUUCGGGAGGUGGAUAUGGGGAUUUGGGUUUGGAGGGUGUUGUUGGAGGUGGGGAGGCUGGGGGAUCCGGGGAGGGAUGCAUUCAUUCUUCGUGAGGAGGGAGUGUAA